Molecule: messenger RNA, 1763 nt
Organism: Athalia rosae (coleseed sawfly)
Lineage: Eukaryota; Metazoa; Arthropoda; Insecta; Hymenoptera; Athaliidae
Exons: 4
Source: RefSeq, a predicted model, not a curated record
CUCGAGACGGCAGAAACAUGGUGCCAGCCGCGGGGGCAGGCACGUGGGCCCUGGAUCAGGGGCCUACCGUUACCCCUGCCGGUUUGGGCCAAUGACGAGUCACCAGCCCUGACCUUUCCUACGGUCGAACAAUAUGAGGAACUAGCAGGCAGCGUUGAACUUGAAACACAACGUCUGUUGCGUGAGCAUCGCUACGACACCGUCAGCAACUUCCUUAGGCUUUAUGAAGAGUUCAAAGUAAGUGGAGAAACUUCGCUAGAACGCUUUUAUCGCAAAUACCAGCCAGUGAUUACUAAUGAACAUCAUACAUGUGUGGGUCUUGGCUUUGAGUUACUGCGACGCUUGUGCAGUUUAAACAAGAAAUUCCCUGGGAUAGCAGGUCGUUUGUACUUGGUAUCUUGUGAAGAGACAAUCGGUGACAUCGCUGGGUAUGUUGGAGGUCCCCCAGCCGCAGAUAGUGGUGAAAAGGAACACGUUUUGGUUUGUCUGAAGAUUGAGAUCAAUGAUCGUCGAGGAGUUUUACUCCUUGACCCUGGCUACCAUGUUGCGCGUGUAGUAACAGUUAUGGCUGACAAACUAUACCCUCACACUGGGUGGUUUACGCAAUCUGAAGAGCCCAACUGUAAAAAAGAGUAUAACUACACCAUGUGCGCUACGGAUUCUGAUUAUGUCGAAUGGCAUGAAAGAGAGAACAGGCCAGGAGCUCAAGAAAGAACACAAGUUGCUCUUAUAUACGUCGCAAGACCUUAUUUAACUGCCAUCGAUGUAACUGAACGCCGUAACUUGGUCUACAACUUCAGAAGUCUCCUUGCCAGAGAUACCAAAGGCCACGUGACUGCUGGAAUUUACUUUCCAGUUGUGCGGGACAUUAAUCAAUCGCACAGCUUUACCAUUUUUUACCAAACAAGCAACGGGAAAAAACGUUUAAAGAUGCCAUUCAGUAAAUUUUUUGGCUCGCCUAAGACUACACACGAUGCCGAGGAAACCACAAUACUUUUGGAAUGUGCACGCCAGAUGGGUCUAACGUGCGAAAAAUUUGAAGGUCUUUUGUCCAAUCUUGCUACUGUGAUGCACGAUACAAAGUACAUUGCUCAACUUUUAACCAUCAACGCAAGAAUCAACACCUUGGCUGAAGACAAUUAACAGAAGUUGCUCCACCCGAAGUGGUGCCAGCAAAAUCCCAAAGAUUAUCAUUUUUUCUGCCAGCUUUCCUCUUUUGUUCUUUUCUUAUUAUUUACUAUGGUUUCAAUGUACACAUUUUUUUAACAACUACCUAUUUUCAGUUUAUUACUGAGCGAAGUUUAUUUGUCUUUUAAUUCUCAUGUUAUAUUGUAUUCGGGUAUAGCGUAGGUUGGGAUUUGUCUGUACAUGUAAUUACUUUGUUAUUCAGUGAAAAUGUUCGUCAAAAAUUAAUAUUAUAAACGUUUUAUAUACCACCGGGACCAGACUCCAAUUACUCUGUCCAAGAACACUGUACAACGAAACUAAAGGUUUUUACAUUGGACAACUCUGUUCAUAAUACCUACAUACCAAUAAUAAAGUUAAAACUAGAAAUAAAGUUGAGAACAUUUUCAUUGAAUAUACAACGCGACAAUUACUCGAAGUAGUAUGCAAUUGAAAUAAUAUUGGUAUGGGGUACGAUAUUAUAUUUAUUUUAUACCACACUUUACAAUUUUGCUUUGUCAGUAACUAUGCUAAAUUAUGUAAUGACAGAUUUCUCUGCUUGGUUCAGUUCGAAUAAAUCAAGAAAGUAAGCACUUUAA